AGGGCGACCGGCUGCGAAUUAGCCUAAGUUAUUAAAGAUGGCGGCGGAGCGGAGUCGCUCGCCCAUGGACUCUCCCGUGCCGGCCUCUAUGUUCGCCCCCGAGCCCAGCUCCCCCGAGAAAGCUAAGGCGGCGGCGGCCGCAGCCCGACUCCACGGCGGCUUCGACUCCGACUGCAGUGAGGACGGAGAAGCCCUCAACGGCGAGCCGGAGCUGGACCUCACCAGCAAGCUGGUUCUAGUGAGCCCUACAUCAGAGCAGUAUGACAGCCUACUUCGGCAGAUGUGGGAGAGGAUGGACGAGGGAUGCGGAGAGACCAUAUAUGUCAUUGGGCAGGGAUCAGAUGGGACUGAGUACGGGCUGAGUGAAGCUGACAUGGAGGCCUCCUAUGCCACAGUGAAGAGCAUGGCGGAGCAGAUAGAGGCCGAUGUCAUCCUCCUGCGGGAGCGUCAAGAAGCUGGCGGCCGUGUGCGCGAUUACCUGGUCCGGAAACGAGUAGGAGACAAUGACUUCCUGGAGGUCAGGGUAGCAGUGGUGGGCAACGUGGAUGCCGGCAAAAGCACACUUCUGGGAGUUCUGACACACGGGGAGCUGGACAAUGGCCGUGGCUUUGCCCGCCAGAAACUUUUCCGCCACAAACAUGAGAUUGAAUCUGGUCGCACCAGCAGUGUGGGCAACGACAUUCUAGGCUUUGACAGUGAAGGCAAUGUGGUAAACAAGCCUGACAGCCAUGGUGGCAGCCUGGAGUGGACAAAGAUCUGUGAGAAGUCCACGAAGGUGAUUACCUUCAUCGACCUGGCUGGCCACGAGAAGUACCUUAAGACCACUGUUUUUGGCAUGACUGGCCAUUUGCCAGACUUCUGCAUGCUCAUGGUGGGCAGCAAUGCUGGCAUCGUGGGAAUGACCAAGGAACACCUGGGCUUGGCAUUAGCGCUCAAUGUACCCGUCUUUGUAGUAGUUACCAAGAUUGAUAUGUGUCCUGCCAACAUCCUGCAAGAAACCCUGAAGCUGUUACAGCGCCUGCUAAAGUCACCAGGCUGCCGGAAGAUCCCUGUCUUGGUGCAGAGCAAAGACGAUGUGAUCGUUACAGCCUCCAACUUCAGCUCCGAGAGGAUGUGCCCGAUAUUCCAGAUCUCCAAUGUUACAGGUGAGAACUUAGAUCUGCUGAAGAUGUUUCUCAACCUAUUGUCUCCCCGCACCAGCUACAGGGAAGAGGAACCUGCUGAGUUCCAGAUUGAUGACACCUAUUCUGUCCCGGGUGUGGGGACAGUGGUGUCAGGGACCACACUGAGGGGCCUGAUCAAGCUGAAUGACACACUGCUACUGGGGCCAGACCCUUUGGGUAACUUCCUGUCCAUUGCUGUCAAGUCAAUCCAUCGCAAGCGCAUGCCUGUCAAGGAGGUGCGGGGGGGUCAGACGGCCUCCUUUGCACUGAAGAAGAUCAAGCGCUCGUCCAUCCGGAAGGGCAUGGUGAUGGUCUCUCCACGUUUGAACCCCCAAGCCUCCUGGGAAUUUGAGGCUGAGAUUCUUGUCCUCCACCACCCCACCACAAUCAGCCCACGCUACCAGGCCAUGGUACACUGUGGAAGCAUCAGGCAGACAGCCACCAUUCUGAGCAUGGACAAAGACUGUCUACGCACAGGGGACAAGGCCACUGUCCACUUCCGCUUCAUCAAAACCCCUGAGUACCUGCACAUAGACCAGAGGCUAGUGUUCCGGGAAGGCCGCACCAAGGCUGUUGGCACCAUCACCAAGCUCCUCCAGACCACCAACAACUCCCCCAUGAACUCCAAGCCCCAGCAGAUUAAAAUGCAGUCGACGAAAAAGGGCCCUCUGACCAAACGAGAAGAGGGAGGCCCAGCCGGGGGGCUGGCAGGGGGGCCUCCCCCGCCUGGAGAUGAAGCUUCCUCUUCAGGGACUGGGCAGGCAGCUGCAUCCGGUGGUCUCCAGCCACAGCCUAAACCCAGCAGUGGGGGCCGGCGACGAGGGGGCCAGCGCCACAAGGUGAAGUCCCAGGGAGCCUGUGUGACUCCUGCCAGCGGCUGCUGAAUCUUCCUUGGCCCACCCUGACCAUCUGUGGGAUUCACUCUGGCCACUGUUCCCGAUGGGCAGAGCAGCUCUGCUCACUACUCGCCCAUGCCCAGGCCAUAGCCAGAGACUUCUUUUCACCCACCCCCAUUUUCCAGGGGGUAGUAAUUUAUAAGCUGAGGAGGGACUAGAUUUGCUGAGGACUGACCAUCUCCAACCUCCCUCCUUCCUCACUCACAUCAUUUGUACAUCUGGGCCCUUAGUUUUUAUUCUUUUUAUUAUAUCUCUGUCUCUAGUGUGGCUGUGUGAAUGUUCGUGAGAGGGAUAGGAGUGCAGCUGGCCAGGGCUGUCAGUCUCCUUUUCUUCCUCCUCACUGGCACAUCAGCCUCGGGAAGUUGGCUGCCUGCCUGUCCUCAAAUCUGUCCGUCCAUGUGUCUGUCUCAGUAAGAUCCUCAGAACCGUUAGGGGAUGUCAGUAGCCCAAGGCACCUCUCUUCCCUGGCCUAUUCUCUUCUCAGCUGGAAGCCCUUCCACAAGGUUGACCCUUGGGCCUGUGGGAUUCAGUUGUCAGACCAGUGAUCCCCAUCAAAGAUUUUGGGAGUUUAACAGGGAGAAAGUGGUGGCUUCCUCCUUUCUCUCCUUUUCUGAAACUGUUAAGCUCCCAGGCAGAUAAUGCCAACAGCUCUUCACUGGUACUGUAAGUGGCGACAGCAUUUGUGAGACUAUCCACACUGACUCUUGACCCUUGCCACGUAUCCAGACCUUGGUGGGAUUCCCCGUGCAGACAAUCCUGUGCUUGCCUGACUGCUCUGGCCUCUGUCAGUCUUGCUGCCUGGAGGCCCCUCCUGCUUAGACUGACCUCUGGCUGAGCCUGGGGUUCUAGACUCCUCUGGGCCUUUGUGGGAUCAGGUUUCCUAGCUACUCCUUGCCCACAUUACCCUCAACAUGGCUGCUACAGCCAUGGCUUUAUAGCAGUGAGGGCUUUAAACCAGAUUUGGAUGCCCCUCUUGGGGUACACAAGAGCAAGCAGAGCAGCAUUGAGCCCUGCACCCCCCCCCCCCCAUUAGCACUGCUGCCUGGGGUGAGGGCAGGAUGGCACCAUUACCUUGGGCUGAGGUCCUUCUUUGCAGCCAGGGCAUACACCCAGCCGGCUGGGUCCCUCUUUAGUCCCACCUCACCUCUCCUGUCCUCUGCUCCUGACUUCUGUCCCAUGUCCCUUCCUCCCAGCUACUUCUAGUUAGCACUGCCCCACGGCCAUGGGCUGACAAGACCAGCACUUAAAUAAGAGUUUGUUCCAUGUUGACAGUGUCAUGCUCCCUGCCUGGCCUCCAGGUGGAGGUGCUGCAAUGGGGAUGCUGUGGUUCUGCCUGCCCUUGGGGACCUGGUGACAGCCCAGGGCCCCGGCUGCCAGGAGUCCAACUUCAAGAGGGUGUGAACCCUCCACCAGCUUUCUUUGGACCCCACUGCCUUCAUCUGCUGUAGGAAGCUCACCCCCGUGUGGAGGUUCAGUGAAAGCCCGAGGGAGGCCCUGGUGCCCUGAGCCAGUGAAAGCAGCGUGCUGUGCCACGUGUCUGCACUGCCUGGUAGGCUCAUGAGUCACGAUCUGACACUCCCUGCUGCCCUCUCUGAGAUAGGCACAGUCCAGUCUGUACCUAAAGCUCAGGAAGUGGCCGUUCCCACUGGAUACCACUUCCUCCGCCAGCCUUCACCCAGCAGCUUUUCCUGGCCAGCUGUGGCUCGUCCUGACGUGCAGUCCUGUCGCUCGCCUGUUUCACCUGCUCCUUUGCGGCUUUGGCUCACUCAGGCUGAUGCCUUCAUAGUGCCGGGCUCCAGUAUGGUGACAUAGGACAUAGCCAGGGCUGUGGGCUGUUGUACAUCAUUUGACCACAGUGGAACUUUGAUUUGAACUCUGCCCCUGUAAGCAGCAGUGGUCACCAGAACUGUUCUUUUGUGUUCGGGAACCAUGCUGCCACCCUGGCCUCCACUGUCAGGUGGUGGGACUGGUAGACCCCACCCACUGCCAGCAGGGAGCUGACUGAUUUCAGUGUUGUACUGUCAUUAACAGGACUACAAAGGUCUCUGCAGGCCUCAGCCCUCCCAUCUGGGGCAAAUACCAGCCCAUUUAUAGUUGAUGAAGAAUAAAGUUGUUAAUCUGUUGAUUUCAA
Molecule: messenger RNA, 4190 nt
Organism: Jaculus jaculus (lesser Egyptian jerboa)
Lineage: Eukaryota; Metazoa; Chordata; Mammalia; Rodentia; Dipodidae
Gene: Gtpbp1
Product: GTP binding protein 1
Exons: 12
Coding region: 38-2047 (669 amino acids)
Biological process (GO): translational elongation
Molecular function (GO): translation elongation factor activity; GTP binding; GTPase activity
Source: RefSeq, a predicted model, not a curated record